AAGGCCUAUUGCACCCUGCACCUGCAUGCACGUCAACGUCAAUGCAUUUGCAGUUUCACGUCAAGUUUUAUUUUCAUUCGAUUGCAUCAGGUCAUUGAAGCUGAAGCAAAGCAAGAGUGAAAUUUUACAACGCAGUUAAAAAUAUUCUACCGUAAAAAAAAACAUUUGUAUUUCGUGGCUAAAUAUUAAGUUUUGUGAACGACGUAUUCAUUUUGAUUCAGGAGUGAAUUUCGUAUCAAUAUGGAAGGGAAGAAAAAGGGAAAGAAGAACCGCCCCGCCAGCGAUUCGCAAUCGGGCGGUAAUCCAACCGGGUCUGCCCCCGUUCAGCAUCAACAGGGCCAUGGCGGAGACAUGGAAAAAAAACAGCAACAGCUCCAACCAACACCUUCGGAAUCAUCUGUGAAAGAGCAAGGGUCAGAGCCGAUGGCUACACAGCAGCCCCAACAAAAAGGCAAAUAUAAGCAAAAAAAGCAACAACAGCAACAAGAACAAGGUACACCGGUUACGGAAUCGACCGCCGAACAGCAGCCGGAUCCAGAUCCAAUGGCUGAGCAACAUGUUGCUCAGAAGGGCAAAUAUAAACAAAAAAAGCUACAGCAACAACAAGAACAAGAACUGCAACAGACAGACCCAUCCCCUACGGAACAAACUGUGGAAAAUCCUGAACCAAGGCAAAUGGCUACAGAACAGCAGCCAAAGGGAAAAUAUAAACAAAAGCUACAACAAAAACAACAAACAACAGAUCAUCCCGGUGAAGCUACGCAACAGCAGCCAACUCAAGAUCAAGGCAAAAUGUCAUACAAACUAAAACAGCAACAGAAACAGCAGAAACAGCAGCAACAGCAGCAGCAACAACAACAGCAGCAACAACAAAAACCGCAAUCUGACCAAGGAAAAAAUCCUUACAAACAAAGGCAACAACAACAGCAACACCCAUCACAAGAACAAUCGUCGGGACUGACAACGCCAUCAUCACACUCAUCAUCUCCAUCGCAUGCCGCUGCUUUGGAACGAGUAGCAGAAGAUUUCUGCAACAUAAAAAUCGACAAGCAGAAAAUUCACUCGUCCAAACUGCUGCCCGUACUGGUCAGGGCGAAUGCGCACGGUACCCGUGGAAAAAUGAUAAAAGUGGAAGUCAACUAUAUACAACUGUUUGUGGAUCGCUUGAUACCUACUGCGUACCAUUACGACGUAGAUAUUCAACCGCCGGCGUCCCGCAAGUGGCAACGGUUGGCGUUCAGUGAAUUGCAGGAAAUGUUCCCGAAUCAUGGUUUGGCAUUUGAUGGCCAUAAAAAUGCAUAUUCAGCACGUCGCUUGAAAGCAGACCACUAUGAAAAAGAGAUUAAGGUUCGUGGAGAUGGUCGCGACCGGAAGUUUACCGUUGCCAUGAAGGAGGCAGCCGUUCUAGACAUGUCCUGUCUUAAAACUUACAUGACCAACGGCAAUGGCACCAAUCUCGAUAAGCCGAUGUCGGCUAUUCAGUGUUUGGAUAUAGUGCUCCGGACAGCUUACGAAAAUAAUCCUCGCUUCAUCAAGUUUAAAAAAUCGAUCUACGUAAAACCGGAGACACCGGACCCACCUGGAAGCAAUCACGAACUGUGGUAUGGCCUGUUUCAAUCUGCGUUGUUGGGCGCCAAACCGUUCUUGAAUAUUGACGUGUCACACAAAGCAUUCACAUCCGGUGGGCAAGUUUUGAACGUACUGAGAGAAUUGAAUCGAGGAGAGAUUCCGGAUAGGCCGAUCAUGGAUUGGAUGAGCAAAGAACUACAUAGCUGCACCCAACAAAUAAUUAAGAAUUCGGCUACCGAUACCGCAACCCGAAAACGAAAGAUCAUGGAUUUGUUCAAUCAAAUCAACUACAACAACGCUCCAACCAUCAAGGAGUUUGGUGUGGGAGUUGGGAAUAAUUUCGAGGCGGUUGAUGGCCGAAUCAUCGAUCCACCCGAGUUGUCAUACGCCAACAAUAAGAACGUCAGACCAUCCAAAGGCGUAUGGCAAGCAGAUAACCUGGGCUACAUUGUUCCGAGUACUGCCGUUACAAGACGUUCAUUGAAUUGGACAAUACUAAAUCUGGACCAAAGAACUCGCCCAGAUGCGAUCCAAGAAUUUGGUCGGUAUAUCUAUCAGAUGUCACAAAAGCAAAACGUUCUAUUGCAACCGUUCUCUAUGCGGGACAAUUUCUACGAACCAAGAGACAUGAGGACUUGUAUAAAGGAAUUGGAUUUUAUUCUCAAUGAUAUAAAACAGAGCGGUAUCGACUUGGCGUUUGUAAUAAUUCCUAAUCCAGGUAGGGACGGAGACGUCUACGCAAAAGUUAAACAGAAGGCCGAACUGUGCGUUGGACUGCUUACCCAGUGUAUCAAGAGCUUCACUCUAGACAGGAAACGAGGAGAUCCGAGCACGAUUAGCAACAUUUGGCUUAAGAUCAAUGCUAAGACGAACGGUUCAAACCACGUGCUGGCAAGUAGCCACAAGCCUCCGAUCGCACGGAAGACCGUAAUGUACAUCGGUGCAGACGUUACCCACCCCUCCCCAGAGCAGACCAACAUUCCGAGUGUCGUUGGUGUGGCAGCCUCGUAUGAUCUCGAAGGGUUCCGCUUCAAUUGCUGCUACCGCCUACAAAACGCCAAAGACGAGAUGAUCCGGGAUUUGCAAAAUAUCGUGGUCAAACAGCUGCGACAAUUCAAACAGCAGAAUCAGAAACUUCCUGAACUGAUCAUGUAUUAUCGUGACGGCGUUUCGGAAGGCCAAUUUCAGGAGUACCAAUUUUUCCUGGUGUCACACGCUGCCGUUCAAGGCGUGGCUAAACCAACGAAAUACUGCGUCCUCUACGAUGAUGAAAAUUGUAAUCCAGAUCAGCUGCAGGCACUGACUUACUAUCUAUGUCAUAUGUUCACGCGCUGCAACCGAGCCGUGUCCUACCCGGCCCCGACUUAUUACGCCCAUCUUGCUGCCUACAGAGGACGUGUCUACAUUAAAGAUCGCAAUUUGAAUAUGACCAAUUUGGUGAGAGAGUACGAGAAUAUGCAAAUUAAGUCCGAAAUCCAGGAUGGUCAUCCAAUGUUCUUUGUGUAAAAAUAUCUAAUGAAAAAAAUUUGUCAUUUAUAACUACAUACUAUUCAUUUUAUGUUUAAUCAAAUAUGUUACAAAAAUAAACAAUAUAUAACAGGAAUCUCAUCAAUCUUCAUAAAAAAUAUAUCGCCAAUAAUAAAGAAUUAGUUUGAUCAUUGUUAAGUCAGAACGAUUUUUUUUAUUCUAAGGAAAUAAUCGCUAGCACAGUUUGCUACUAUAAUUUUAUUUAAGAAUUGCUAUAAUUAUCUCUAUAUAUUCUGCUUCUUAGUACGCUCUGACUAAACACCAAGAAAUUGAAAAUACAUGUUGAGUGCGUAUAUUUAUUGAUGAACGAACUCAGAUUAAAUAAAAUACAUUUAUGUUGAUUAAUGUGGUUCCGCCAAACAAACAA
Molecule: messenger RNA, 3463 nt
Organism: Armigeres subalbatus
Lineage: Eukaryota; Metazoa; Arthropoda; Insecta; Diptera; Culicidae
Product: protein argonaute-2-like
Biological process (GO): regulatory ncRNA-mediated post-transcriptional gene silencing
Molecular function (GO): protein binding; single-stranded RNA binding; miRNA binding
Source: RefSeq, a predicted model, not a curated record